CUCCAUAAUAUCUUGAAUCAAUAUUCGAGUAGAUUUAAGUUUGUAAGAAAACACAGCAAAAGGAAGAAAAAAAAAGGUGGUGGUUGGAUGAUUGGGGAGGGAGGCCAGGCCGGUGCCCUGUUGGUAGAGGGAAUGAGGGAUAGUGGGAUUCCAAGCCAGCCACCGUCUGGUUGGGAAAGUAAAAGCAGGUUCGUUCUCGGGUUUUGAUUGGGAUUGGGUUCUGCUUCGCUCUAGCUAGCUGUUGGUCGAAUUCCAUCCAUUUCUUCCGUUGCAUCGGCCCCUCCCUUCCUUCUCUAGUUCCCUUCCCUUAGUAUUAACUACGACGAUGGUGGUGGAUGCUGGUGUUGGUGUUGGCGGCGGCGGCGGCGGCGCCGGGACAUGUGCCGUCGGAGGAUUCGUCUGGGACGUGCUGCUGUGGCGCCGGGGCCGCGCCGACGUGAGCGCCUGCCUGCUGGCGGGCACCGUCUCCUCCUGGCUGCUCUUGUACGGCGGCUACACCUUGGUGUCCCUCGCCUCCAACGUGCUGCUCCUGCUCCUCACCGUGCUCUUCCUGUGGGCCAAAGCGGCGCGCCUCCUGAACAGGCCGCAGCCUCCCGUCCCGGAGCUGCGCGUUCCGCAGCAGGCCGUGGACGAGGCGGCGGCGCUGCUGCGCUCUGCUCUGGACGCCGCCUCGGACGCUUUCCGGGACAUCGCUCUGGGCAGGGACUCGCUGCUCUUCUACAGAGCCUUCCUCUGCCUGUGGAGCGUGUCCAUCGUCGGCAGCGUUACAGAUUUCCCGACCGCCUGCUACGCAAGUGUGGUGGCCGCUCUGACCAUCCCGGCGCUGUACCACAGGCACCAAGAGUGCAUCGCCACCUACUUGAGCUUCGCCUACAUGAACCUCCGGAUGUACGAGAUGGCGUACGAGAGGCUGUCCAUGAAAUGCUUCGUCAAGGUCAGGGACUGGACAAUGGAGCUACUCAAGGAUCCAUGAUCCCUUGGUUGUUUGCGAGCGAGUGAGUGCUUCAGGUAUAGAGUAGAUUGAUCGGUAGAUAGAAUAGUGGUGGUUUUGAUUGAUUGAUGCUGACUCUUGUUGUUUGAUCGAUCAGUGCUCUGGUAGAUAUAGUAGUGGUUUUGAUUGUUUGGACUUUAGCAUGCAAACAUUAAACAUUCUUUCUACAGCC
Molecule: messenger RNA, 1163 nt
Organism: Zea mays
Lineage: Eukaryota; Viridiplantae; Streptophyta; Magnoliopsida; Poales; Poaceae
Exons: 2
Coding region: 326-973 (215 amino acids)
Biological process (GO): response to bacterium
Source: RefSeq, a predicted model, not a curated record